Molecule: messenger RNA, 624 nt
Organism: Amoebophrya sp. A25
Lineage: Eukaryota; Dinophyceae; Syndiniales; Amoebophryaceae
Source: the annotation of a GenBank genome assembly
CCGAUCAAUGGAUCGUUUAUUACGUAAGUAGAACUAAAAAUCUGUUGGCAAUAGACCGGUUGCAAAAGAAUCAUGAUACUUUUCCGCAUGACCUCUUCGAACAUCGUUCGCAGGGCAGGUCCGACGACGCAGUUACGGGCGCAGAGCUCGGGAAUUUCCGUUUCCCAACAGCGAGACUCCGCAUUGACGGCAUGGAGAGAGUGCGAGUCUGAGACUCAGGUCGACAAUCGGCGUGUGAAGCAAGCACAGGGUGUCCAGUGGUUCGUACGUCUAGCACAGAGCGCGGCUCCGGAAUUCGAGGUGUACGAGCUGCCACGGUAUUCUCUGUUUCCGCUUUUGAUUCGGAGGCGCGACAAGGAGUUCCUAACACCCUUCGACGGCAUGUGGAGUCCGAUUCAGAUCCGAUCCACAAUGAUUUCUCAGCGCCACUCGGUUGUGGAGCAGCUCAAAUCUGGCUUGCAGGCAAAAUCGGGCGGAUGGUAUUACAUACGGAACCGGUCGUUUGCAACCCACCCGCAGGUUCCGUGUGUAGUAAUGUCUCCUAUCUCGAGUUCCUGUUUCGUCUUCUCGGGCGCAGAAAGCGGACCAUCACUGAAUACAAAGCCAGGCUGUGAAUUCGAAAUU